UUCAUGCCAAGGACACUUGCAUCCAAUCAAGAACUUUUUGAAAAAGCCCAGGCAAAUUUGAAGAAGCUUGUUGAAGAGCAGGAUGUUGACGUCAAACUGCAGAUAUAUGCACUUUUUAAGCAGGCAACCAUUGGGGAUGUUCAGGGAAGUCGACCAGGAAUGAUGGAUUUUGCAGGUAGAGCAAAAUAUGACGCAUGGGCUAAGGUUAAAGGAAUCUCGAAGGACGAAGCACAAUUGAAAUAUGCAAGCCUAGUUGAUUCCUUGCUAGGUGAGCAGCAACCUGUGGCGACAUCAGCCAGUGAAACUCCGAUAGGUUUGAAGGCCGUUAAUGGACUAGAUGUAUCGGUGGAAGGAAAAGCCUUUAAAAUUCGUCUUAAUCGUCCGAAGAAGUUCAAUGCUCUUACUCUGGACAUGUACAUUGGUAUUAUAGAAGCCUUGGAAGCUUCAAACAAAGACAAGUCAACCGCUGUUACGGUCAUAACAGGUACUGGAGAUUAUUUCUGCUCUGGGAAUGACCUCAGUAACUUUGCGAAAGCCGCAUCGGCCAGUAAAGAAGAGAUUAAAGAAAUGGCUGAAACGGCAGCUAAUAUACUAAGACGGUAUAUCCAGGCUUAUAUUGACCAUGAGAAACCUCUUCUCUGCUUGAUUAAUGGUCCAGCGGUUGGAAUCGCUGUCACCGUCCUUCCUCUUUUUGAAUAUGUUCUCGCGACGGAUAAGUGUACAUUCCACACUCCAUUCUCAACUUUGGGCCAGUCUCCUGAAGGAGUUUCGUCCUAUACGUUCCCAAUCCUUAUGGGUCAGCUGAAAGCGGCAGAGGUGUGUAUUUUGAAACUUUCGGCGCAAGAAGCAUUCGACAGAGGACUUGUAAAUGAGGUUAUACCCCACCAUGAGUUCGAAACAAGAGCUGCUACUGUCGUGAAGCAACAUUCAUCUCUUCCACCAGAGAGCCUUCGUGUUAACAAAAUGCUUCUGCGAUCGUUUCACAAAGAAAUGCUUACAAAAGUGAACGAAGCUGAGUGCAAAACUAUCUGUGAACGUUGGCAGUCGAAGGAAUGCGCGUCUGCUAUCGCGCACUUUCUUAGUCGCUCGAAGCUGUAG
Angiostrongylus costaricensis is the source of this 1098-nucleotide messenger RNA. NCBI's taxonomy places the organism in Eukaryota, Metazoa, Nematoda, Chromadorea, Rhabditida, Metastrongylidae. The record is from the annotation of a GenBank genome assembly.